Molecule: messenger RNA, 411 nt
Organism: Caenorhabditis briggsae
Lineage: Eukaryota; Metazoa; Nematoda; Chromadorea; Rhabditida; Rhabditidae
Gene: Cbr-ttr-52
Product: Protein CBR-TTR-52
Exons: 3
Coding region: 1-411 (136 amino acids)
Cellular component (GO): cell surface
Source: RefSeq, a predicted model, not a curated record
AUGACGUCUUCUAGAAAAGUGCUCCAUGCUCUUCUAAUUCUCUCAUUUUCCAAUUUGGCGGCUUCCAAAACCAAGUGCCUUAUGGCCACCGGAGUUUUAAAGUGUCCCACUGAUCCACAUGCUGUCAAAAAGGUCCAUAUUGAUCUUUGGGAUGAGGAUUCCCUUCCCCUGGAAUCCGAUGACCUAAUGGGUCGAACCUGGAGUGAUAUCCAUGGGAAUUUCCGAGUAACUGGAUGUGCAAGUGAUUUUGGUCCCAUUAACACCCCCGACCCAUAUAUUUAUAUCCAACACGAUUGCCCACAUCGAGACACAAAUGCAACGGAUCCGAUUCAGAUCGACGUCAUCCCACUGUUCCUUCCAUCAAUCGUCAAUUUGGGUAAUAUCUAUCUGGAUCGAUACAUCGACGACUAA